AUGGCUGCACACCCGCACCUGAGACGCGAGCUCCGCCCACGAACGUCGCGUCUCCCACCGCCAAGGCCGCCGCCCUACAUCCAGACACCCCCAAGACCAGCCAAAGUCACCGGCUUCGGCCCAAAGGACGCACCCGACCGCCAAACCGCAGCAUACGUCCCGCCUCGAACAACGUCGGAGCUACAUCGGCCCGCACUCGGCCGGGGAAAGGGGGAGGAGGGGGAGCGGACGCAUCCGGACCGGCACACCCCCGUGCCGGUGACGGGUGGCCCGACCUCUCGUCGGCGCCUCCCAUCCCUCCAGCCUACCUCCCCACCGGACACCCCCUGUGUCGCCUCACCUCGGCAGCCGGCGCAGCUCCACGCGAGGCCACCAACACACACCCGUCCGCCGGCAAGGAAAACCCCAAGGUCCGCUGCCGACCACCAAGAAAGCUCACCGGGGAGCCCAUCCGCACUGCCCGCCGCCGCCCAACCACCGGAGCACCUGGAGCCGGCGAGCCCGCCCACCGACCUGCCGCUGCUACGACGCUGCAGCCCGUGCCGCCCUCGGCCCUCGGCCCGCGUCGCCCGACCCCUGAUCCAGCCGUGCCCGUCAGAUCUGGCCGCGCCGUCGCCGAUCUCGGAGAGCCGAGCACGCACCAACACCUGGCCGCCCGCCGAGGGGGAGCAGAGGCACCGGAGCUCCGCCUCUGCCCGCUGCACCGCCGUGUCGCCCGGCACAGCUCCACGCUCCGACCCGAGGCGCCGGCCCGCGCCAGCACCGCCCGAGCAGGAGGACGACAAGGCCCCGCUGUGA
Molecule: messenger RNA, 798 nt
Organism: Aegilops tauschii subsp. strangulata
Lineage: Eukaryota; Viridiplantae; Streptophyta; Magnoliopsida; Poales; Poaceae
Source: RefSeq, a predicted model, not a curated record